GUUUGGAUCGUGCUAAUUGCCGGACUAGGACCUGAGACCUCCGCACUUAGCUCUGUGCGCCCUGCAGCUGGAUUGCCUACUUUCGGCGGACCCAGUCAAGGACUCAAUUGACUGCCCAAUCAACUACCUAGUGAACCGCCGAUAAAACCCCCCGAAUCCCUCUUUCCUUUUUAAUGCGACCACGCCCCGACUUGUUACCCAGUUACUCCACUUCAUACCUAAACUACUUACCUUCUCUAUUCCUAUUCUUCCUAAACAUGUCAACACUAACCUACCAAUGCUCUCCAUGCAACAAGCUUUUUACGGGAUCGUACGCACUAAAGCGACACCGACGCACGAGAACAUGCAGCGACAAGAGAGGCGUGGAGCCUAAACUCUACGAAUGUUCUCAGUGCCCCAGAACGUUUUUGUCGAAUUAUUACCUAAGAAAUCACAAAACAAAGAAGCAUGGCGAAUCGAUAAUCAAUGACUCUCCCGACUCCCUUUACCCUGGAAUUACAGAUGCCGUCCCAGGGAAUUUAUACCUACAUCGCUACGAGGAAGACAACAUUCAAUAUCCCGUAGCCAUUGUGCAAUGUGUUGGUCUACUGGAGCGGUUUUGAGUCGAAAUGAACUUCGUGCCGAGCUGUUACGAGGUUUCGGAGGGACGUAUUAUAGGGUGGGCGCCUUUGUACGAGGACGGCGGUACGUCGGUUGCGGAGCGAGAGUUUUCUAUUCAAUACUUCGACGACCAAGGAUCUCUUGGGUGGGCGCGAGCUCGGGAUCUUUCGCCGUUCAAUAUCCCUCACUUUGAAGAGGCAUUGAACUAUUACAGAGCGACAACAGCC
Lasiosphaeria miniovina is the source of this 827-nucleotide messenger RNA. RefSeq lists its product as uncharacterized. The record is from RefSeq and is a predicted model, not a curated record. The coding region runs from base 174 to 602 and encodes 142 amino acids. NCBI's taxonomy places the organism in Eukaryota, Fungi, Ascomycota, Sordariomycetes, Sordariales, Lasiosphaeriaceae. The transcript has 2 exons.